This is a messenger RNA of Megalops cyprinoides (Indo-Pacific tarpon), 4650 nucleotides long. Its product is annotated as WD repeat-containing protein 7. The coding region runs from base 1 to 4449 and encodes 1482 amino acids. The record is from RefSeq and is a predicted model, not a curated record. Lineage: Eukaryota; Metazoa; Chordata; Actinopteri; Elopiformes; Megalopidae. Gene Ontology annotation, molecular function: protein binding. Gene Ontology annotation, cellular component: cytoplasm. The transcript has 27 exons.
AUGUCUGGAAACAGCCUGGUGUUACCCAUAGUGCUGUGGGGCCGCCACGCGCCCACACACUGCAUCUCCAGCCUCCUGGUGAUGGACGACCUGGCCACCAUCAUCACGGGCUGCCACGAUGGGCAGAUCUGCCUGUGGGACAUGACGCCUGACCUGGAGAUAAAUCCUCGGGCCCUCCUGUUCGGCCACACUUCCUCCAUCACGUGUCUGUCCAAGGCCAGUGCUGGCAGUGACAAGCAGUACAUUGUCAGUGCCUCGGAGAGUGGGGAGAUGUGUCUGUGGGACGUCAGCGACGGGCGAUGCAUCGAAUUCACCAAGCUCGCCUGCGCUCACACGGGGAUACAGUUCUACCAGUUCACCAUCGGUACCCAGCGCGAGGGCCGGCUCCUCUGCAACGGCCACUACCCGGAGAUCCUGGUGGUGGACGCCACCAGCCUGGAGGUGCUCUACUCGCUGGUGUCCAAGAUCUCGCCCGACUGGAUUAGCUCCAUGAGCAUAAUUCGCUCGCACCGCACCCAAGAGGACACAGUGGUUGCGGUGUCAGUCACUGGGAUAUUGAAAGUGUGGAUCAUCACAGCUGAUGUUAGCAGAAUGCAGGACACGGAGCCCGUCUUUGAGGAGGAAUCAAAGCCCAUCUACUGCCAGGGCUGCCAGAGCAUCUCCUUCUGCACCUUCACACAGCUGUCCCUGCUGGUCGUCUGCUCCAAGUACUGGAGGGUGUUCGAUGCAGGUGAUUACUCCUUACUGUGCUCCGUGCCCAGUGAAAAUGACCAGGCCUGGACUGGAGGAGACUUCAUUGCAGCCGACAAGGUCAUCAUCUGGACCGAGGACGGCUGCAGCUACAUCUACAAGCUGCCCGCCAGCUGCCUCCCAGCCAGCGAGCACUUCCGGAGCGACGUCGGCAAGACCGCGGAGGGCUCCGUCCCCCCGGUGGUCUACAGCAUCGCCGACCGCGCAGACAAACAGCUGCUCAUCUGUCCCCCGGUGACCCGCUUCUUCUACGGGCGACGGGAGCCCUUCCACAAGCUGCUGGUGCAGGGCGACUCGGGCGGGCGGCUCACCCUGUGGAGCAUCCCCGACACCUCACCCCUGCAGCCGCUGUCCACCACGGCAGAGCUUCAGGUCUCCUCCACCAUCAGCCUCCAGGAGGCGUUCGACAAGCUGACGCCCCUGCCGGCGGGCAUCAUCGACCAGCUGAGCGCGGCGGCGGGCUCGGACGAGCCCAUCAAGGUGACGGCCAGCGUGUACAUCCCGUCGCAGGGCCGGCUGGUGUGCGGCCGCGAGGACGGCAGCAUCGUGCUGGUGCCCGCCACGCAGACCGCCAUCGUGCAGCUGCUGCAGGGCGAGCACAUGCUGCGUAGAGGCUGGCCGCCUCACCGCACCCUGAGGGGACACCGCAACAAGGUGACCUGCCUGCUGUACCCUCACCAGGUGUCCCCGCGCUACGACCAGCGCUCGCUGGUGUCCGGCGGGGUGGACUUCUCUGUCAUCGUGUGGGACAUCUUCACGGGCGAGAUGAAGCACAUCUUCUGCGUCCACGGGGGAGAGAUCACCCAGCUGCUGGUGCCGCCCGAGAACUGCAGCACGCGUGUGCAGCACUGCGUGUGCUCGGUGGCGAGCGACCACUCGGUGGGGCUGCUGAGUCUCCGGGAGAGGAAGUGCAUCAUGCUGGCGUCCCGCCACCUCUUCCCCAUCCAGGUCAUCAAGUGGCGGCCCUGCGACGACUACCUGGUGGUGGGCUGCUCCGACGGCUCCGUCUACGUCUGGCAGAUGGACACAGGGGCUCUGGACCGCUGCGUGAUGGGCAUCACCGCCGUGGAGAUCCUGAACGCCUGCGACGAGGCGGUCCCGGCGGCCGUGGACUCGCUCAGCCACCCAGCGGUCAACCUGAAGCAGGCCAUGACCCGCCGCAGCCUGGCCGCGCUCAAGAACAUGGCCCAGCACAAGCUGCAGACGCUGGCCACCAACCUGCUGGCCUCCGACAACGCCGACAAGGGGAACCUACCAAAAUACUCCCACAAUUCCCUGGUGGUGCAGGCGAUGAAGACCAAUCUGACGGACCCGGACAUGCACGUGCUCUUCUUCGACGUGGAGGCGGUGAUCAUCCAGCUGCUGACGGAGGAGGCCCAGAGGCCCAACCCGACGCUGGUGUCCCCCGAGACGCUGCAGAAGUCGCAGGGGAGCGCCGACAAGGGCGGCUCCUUCCUGGCGGGCAAGCUCUUCAAGCAGGUGAAGGAGACCAUCAAGGAGAACAUCAAGGAGCACCUGCUGGAUGAGGACGAGGACGAGGAGGAGGAGCUCCGGCGGCGCGAGGAGAAGUCCAAGUCGCUCAGCCUGCUGGAGUACAACCUGACCAUGGACACGGCCAAGCUCUUCAUGUCCUGCCUGCACGCCUGGGGUCUGAACGGGGCGCUAGACGAGGUGUGCCUGAACCGGCUGGGCAUGCUCAAGCCCCACUGCCCCAUCUCCUUCGGCCUGCUCUCGCGCGGCGGCCACAUGUCCCUCAUGCUGCCCACCUUCAAGGAGUCCAUGCUCCGCGCCAUGGCCGCCGGCCGCGCCGACGCCGCCGGCCGCAAGAUGUCGGCGUCGGAGAUCGUGGGCAAGGGCACCUACGGCGUGUCGCGCGCCGUCACCACGCAGCACCUGCUGUCCGUCAUCUCGCUGGCCAACACCCUCAUGGGCAUGACCAACGCCACCUUUGUGGGCGAGCACAUGAAGAAGGCCCCCGCCAGGCCCCCAAGACCGGGAACCCCCGAGACUGCCAAAAGGACCCCCCCGCCGGUCUCCAACCCGGUCAUGCAAGGACAGAUCAAACAAGCCGCUGCUGCUGUUGCUGCUACCACUUCCACUACUACCACACCUGGCUCUGGGGCUAUGUACCCCAGCCCUGCUUUCCAUCCCUGUCCCUCAGUCAACGAAGGUUGGAGCCAGCUCGCUGCCAUGCACUGCGUCAUGCUUCCGGACCUCCUGGGCCUGGACAAGUUCCGCCCCCCGCUGCUGGAGAUGCUGGCCCGCCGGUGGCAGGACCGCUGCCUGGAGGUGCGAGAGGCGGCGCAGGCCCUGUUGCUGGCGGAGCUGCGCAGGAUUGGUCAGUCGGGCAGGAAGGACACCAUCGACAUGUGGGCUCCGUACCUGCCGCAGUAUGUGGACAGCGUUAGCUCCCCAGGAGCAGCCACGGAGGCCGCCCAGCCGGCCCCUCCCCCGCCCGAACCCCAGCCCGUCGAAACCAAGGCCCCGGAGGAGGAGAUGGACGUCACCGACGAUGACAUCACCGCUGGAUGCCUGUCCAACCUGCCGCCGAGCACCAAGAAGAUCUCCAACUCCUACGAGGAGCGGCGCAAGCAGGCCACGGCCAUCGUCCUGCUGGGGGUGAUCGGCGCCGAGUUUGGCGCCGAGAUCGAGCCCCCGAAGCUGCCGUCGCGCCCCCGCGCCAGCGCUCAGGCGCCGGACGGCUUCGGCCUGACCACCGGGGGGUCCAACUACUCCCUCGCCAGGCACACCUGUAAGGCCCUGACGUUCCUCCUCCUCCAGCCCCCCAGCCCCAAGCUGCCCCCGCACAGCACCAUCCGCCGCACGGCCAUCGACCUGAUCGGGCGGGGCUUCACCGUGUGGGAGCCCUACAUGGACGUGUCGGCCGUGCUCAUGGGCCUGCUGGAGCUGUGCGCCGACGCUGAGAAGCAGCUGUCCAACAUCACAAUGGGCCUGCCCCUCAACCCGGCGGCGGACUCGGCUCGCUCGGCCCGGCACGCUCUCUCCCUCAUCGCCACGGCCAGGCCGCCAGCCUUCAUAACCACCAUCGCCAGGGAGGUUCACAGGCACACGGCCCUGCAGGCCAACACGCAGUCCCAGCAGAACGUGCACACCACCACGCUGGCCCGCGCCAAGGCCGAGAUCCUGCGCGUCAUCGAGAUCCUCAUCGAGAAGAUGCCUGGGGACGUGGUGGACCUGCUGGUGGAGGUGAUGGACAUCAUCAUGUACUGCAUGGAGGGGUCUCUGGUGAAGAAGAAAGGCCUCCAGGAAUGCUUCCCUGCCAUCUGCAGGUUCUACAUGGUGGGCUACUGCGACCGCAGUCACAGGAUCGCCGUGGGGGCGCGCCAGGGGUCCGUGGCUCUCUACGAUGUCCGCACCGGGAAGUGCCAGAACAUCCACGGACACAAGGGCCCGAUCACGGCGGUGUCCUUUGCCCCGGAUGGACGCUACCUGGCCACCUACUCCAACGCCGACAGCCACAUCUCCUUCUGGCAGAUGAACACCUCGUUGCUAGGCAGCAUCGGCAUGCUCAACUCCGCCCCCCAGCUGCGCUGCAUCAAGACCUACCAGGUGCCGCCGGUGCAGCCGGCGUCGCCCGGCUCGCAGAACGCCCUCAAGCUCGCCCGCCUCAUCUGGACCUCCAACCGCAACGUCAUCCUCAUGGCCCACGACGGCAAGGAGCACCGCUUCAUGGUCUGAGGGGGAGAUGCACCGGCCCGAACGAGGGAACCCCUUGCCCGCCCGCCCCCCCUCCGCCCUAUUUUCCUCCCGAGCCACCCGCCACCAUUGCCCGACUCCGGGAGCCGCCCGAGGCUGAGCGCCGUUUACGCCCCUUCCCACUGUUUACAUGGUGUUCCUCUCCCCCUUUGCUGAUUUUAUUCCUGCUGUUAUUUAAUUAAA